AUGUUUGCUGAGGAUGUUCAAAAUAUCGCCUCGUUGAGGCCACAGGAUUCGCAGCAGACAUGUCAGCAGCAACCUGUUGUUGCCGCUGCACCAUUCGCUUCAGUAACACCUAUCCAACAGCCUCAGUCAGAACUUCAGGUUCUGCCUGAUUUGAAUGCCCUUGACAUCGAGUCCCAAUUGAUUGAGUUUGAGACGACCGGAGGCGGUGGUAGUAGUUCUAGUGUUGGCCUCGCCUCUGAUGGACCUUUACCAUCACACCAUCCCACGACACAAACGGCGACGAUGCCUAAAACGAAACACUCGCAGACAAUCUACAUGGCGGCUAAUCAGCAGCAGCAGCAGCAACGGCAGCAUCAAAAAAUGCAGCAAAGGUUCCAAGCUGCUGUGUGUAGGGGUUUUUCGACACGCAUCAUGUCGUCGGCUGGAGCAGGAGCAAUGUCACCGAAGUCACGGCAGUCACCAUUGCCGGUGGUGUAUGAUCAAACACCAAUGGCUUCUGACAGUGGAAUGUUGCCGAGUCAGCAGCUAACGACGAUGCUUCGGCAGGGUAAGCUGUUUCCAAUUAUGAGUGUAUCUCGUGGAGCGGUUCGCUUCACUGCGAACAAGCUAUUUUAUUGUUUAUUAGUUGCAUCGGAUGCUCGGUGUGUGAAAGGCAAGUGCUUUCUUAUGUGGUAUCGUUGUGUGCCAUUUCCUCCUUGGCGAAUUGAGCAAGCUAAUUAA
Mesocestoides corti is the source of this 720-nucleotide messenger RNA. The record is from the annotation of a GenBank genome assembly. Lineage: Eukaryota; Metazoa; Platyhelminthes; Cestoda; Cyclophyllidea; Mesocestoididae.